Chlorella variabilis is the source of this 462-nucleotide messenger RNA. RefSeq lists its product as hypothetical. Gene Ontology annotation, molecular function: structural constituent of ribosome; RNA binding. The transcript is spliced from 6 exons. Bases 1 to 462 code for a protein of 153 amino acids. The record is from RefSeq and is a predicted model, not a curated record. Gene Ontology annotation, cellular component: ribosome; cytosolic small ribosomal subunit. NCBI's taxonomy places the organism in Eukaryota, Viridiplantae, Chlorophyta, Trebouxiophyceae, Chlorellales, Chlorellaceae. Gene Ontology annotation, biological process: translation.
AUGGCAGGCACCUACGUCAAGCCCACAGACAGGAAGCUCGGGGAGGACGGCGGCGGCGAGGCGGCUCCCAUCCACCGCAUACGCAUCACCCUGACCUCCACCAAGGUGAAGUCUCUGGAGAGCGGUGAGUGGGUGCUGAGGAGGAGCCCGCCGACGCGGCGUGUGGCAGCCGGGGGGCGGCGGCCGCUGUGCAUCAUGUGCCAAGUGUGCUCCACGCUGGUGCAGGGCGCCAAGGAGAAGGGGCUCAAGGUGAAGGGCCCCGUGCGCAUGCCCACCCGACACCUGGUGCACACCACGCGGCGCGCGCCCAGCGGCAACGGGACCAACACGUUUGAUCGUUUCGAGAUGCGCGUGCACAAGCGCCUCAUCGACCUGCACUCCCCUGCCGACGUUGUUCGCUCCAUCACGGCAAUCGCUGUCGACCCGGGGGUUGAAAUCGAGGUCACCAUCGCCGAUUUGUGA